AUGCAGGACUCUAAAUCAAUUGUCCAUGAAUACCCACAAGCAGUGUCUGACAGUGAAAAACGCUUUGACAAUUCCCUUCAAGAACUUAGAGACUUGCGUUCUCAGCUUUACUAUGCUGCUGAUUACUGCGAAGAGGCCUUCUUGACCGCGAAAAAGAAGAGAAUUGUAUUGGAAAACACCAAAGAGUACCUGUGCAGGGCUGUUGUCACAGUUGUUGAUCAUCUGGGAUGUGUCUCAGCUAAUCUUGAUUAUAGGCUUUCUGAGAGCAAUCAAGUUUCUGAAACAGAACUCCGGAUUGACUGUUUGAAACAAAGACUUACCACAUGCCAAGAAUUUUUUGAGAAGCUUGCUCUGACUAAAGUAUGUUGCAAACCCGAUUUUCCAAGAUAUCAUCCUCGCUAUAUAUCAACACUCAUUCCAGAUCUUCAGAGAUCAGCUGAAGUCUACAGGGAAUCAGGUAUCUCAGCUGCUGAUAAAGACACUAGCAAGCAUGUAAUUGAGACAGAAGAGGAAGUGCCAAUUUUCUUAUACAGAAACAAUUGUGUUCCAUCUUUAGUUGUUACUUCAAGAAGGGAUAGUGAUGCCGAGAAGAAAGAUAGCUGCUCAGCUCCAGUGUUAUUGCCUGUUUGCGGUGGCCCAUCCAUACUUCCAAGAGCUCAAUCUUUCCAUUUCCAGGAGAAACGAAAGCUCAAACGCAACAUGUUAAAUUGGAAAUUAGUGCAGAGCAAUGACAUCAUAUCACUCAUCCGACGUGGUAAACGAAUCUAAAUUAUUUGGAGACUGUCUGGUGGUUUUCUUCUAGUCAUUUCAGGGGUCCACAGGUGUGGAGUAGUUCUUUAAUGGAUAGUUGUUUCAAUUUGGAUAGUUGCUUCAUCUUUCUUGUAAUCAACUUAGUUGGAGACCAGUGGGCACUAAGUUAGUAGAAA
Molecule: messenger RNA, 926 nt
Organism: Ilex paraguariensis (yerba mate)
Lineage: Eukaryota; Viridiplantae; Streptophyta; Magnoliopsida; Aquifoliales; Aquifoliaceae
Source: the annotation of a GenBank genome assembly